Messenger RNA from Aspergillus terreus NIH2624, 582 nucleotides. RefSeq names its product dihydrofolate reductase family protein. The record is from RefSeq and is a predicted model, not a curated record. Bases 1 to 582 code for a protein of 193 amino acids. Lineage: Eukaryota; Fungi; Ascomycota; Eurotiomycetes; Eurotiales; Aspergillaceae. The transcript has a single exon. Gene Ontology annotation, molecular function: 5-amino-6-(5-phosphoribosylamino)uracil reductase activity. Gene Ontology annotation, biological process: riboflavin biosynthetic process.
AUGCCCCACAGAUCCUGGAAAGGCCGUGUUUUCAUCGCAACCAGCCUGGACGGCUUCAUCGCCCGACCAGACGGCGAUAUUCUCUGGCUGACCGAUCCCUCUCCUCGACCUCCAAGUCAGCAACAUGUCCCGCCUACCAGCCCGGACAAGCGUACAGUCGACAGCAUCGAGCAGAACAUGCAGCGCAUAGAAUGCAUCGCGAUGGGCCGCAAGACCUACGAAAAGAUCGCCUCGUUCGGGGAAUGGCCGUAUACGAAGCGCACCUUUGUGAUCAGCUCGACCUUGGCUGCUGGCGGAAUGGAGCUACCUCCGUCCGUGCAGGUGGUCAGAUCGGUGGAUGAGGCAGCCGAAGUCUUUGAGAGAGAAAACAUGAAGCUUGUGUAUGUAGACGGGGGCCUGGUCAUCCAGGAGUUCUUGCGGAGAGGCUGGGUCGAUGAGAUGGUGGUUACGCAUGCGCCGGUGCUCUUGGGCCGCGGGAUUCCUCUUUUUGGGGGGUUGGAGAAGGAUGUUGAGUUGAGGUUGUUGGGGGUGGAUGUUAUUGAGGAUGGGAUGAUUUCGACGUGGUAUCAAGUUGUGCACUAG